AUGUUGCCACGAGUUCCCUUGUCACGGAUCUUCACGCAUCCAGGUAGACUUAAGAUCCCAUCAUGUCUGAUGCGACCACCGGUAAGGAGACUGAACGUGCACGAGCACGUGGCAUACAAAUUACUUAAGGAAGGUGGUAUUCCCACCCCGAAAUUCGGAGUAGCCAAAACACCCGAUGAAGCUUCUAAAUAUGCCAGCGAUCUGAAUACACAGGAUAUCGUUUUGAAAGCUCAAGUCCUUGCCGGAGGUCGAGGGAAGGGAUUUUUUAAAGGAUCCAACAUCGGCGGUGUCAAGAUGUGUGAAACGCCAGAGGAGGCAAAAGAUCUUGCAAAUAAAAUGCUGGGUAAAUUACUUGUUACAAAACAAACGGGUACCGAUGGACGAAUAUGCAAUGCCGUGAUGGUAACGACACGAAUGUAUCCUCGCAGAGAAUUUUAUUUAGCCGUUUUACUCGAGCGAACCUUUGGUGGCCCAGUAGUGAUUGCUUCGAGUCAGGGAGGUGUCGACAUCGAAGAAGUAGCUGCGACAAACCCGAAUGCUAUAACGUACGAACCCAUUGAUAUAGAGGAAGGAAUUUCCGGAGAACAAGCAGAGCGUAUUGCUGUAAAAAUGGGUCUCGAAACAGUUAAGAAUGAGAUGGCCAAGAUUAUAUGCAAUCUGUAUGAGUUGUUUCUUGCAAAGGACGCGCUCCUCCUUGAAAUCAAUCCAUUCGCUGAAGAUAUGGUAACCGGAAAUUACGUUGCGCUAGAUUGCAAAUGCAGAUUUGAUGACAAUGCAGAAUUCCGACAAAAGGAAUUAUUUGCGCUUCGAGAUUGGACCCAAGAAGAUCCAAGAGAGGUUGCCGCUGCUAAGUACGAUUUGAACUACAUCGCUCUUGAUGGCAAUAUUGGUUGCAUGGUGAAUGGGGCUGGAUUGGCUAUGGCUACAAUGGAUAUCAUUAAGUUAAACGGAGGAGACCCAGCCAAUUUCCUUGAUCUUGGUGGUGGUGCAACCUUAGAAACGGUCAAGGAGGCUUUCAAGAUCAUUACUUCUGAUCCGAAAGUAGAUGCGAUUUUAGUGAAUAUAUUCGGAGGAAUCAUGAAAUGCGAUAUUGUGGCUCAGGGACUUAUUGCUGCAUCAACCGACCUCAAAAUUGAUAUUCCCAUAGUAGUAAGAUUACAGGGAACUAAUGUCAAAGAGGCAAAGGCUCUGAUGGCGGCAGAAAAAGAUGCUAAGAUAGUUUCAAAUGACGACCUUUCAGCUGCAGCUUAUACCGUUGUCACAAUGUCGAAGAUUGUAAAAUUGGCAAGAUCCAUUAAUGUGAAGCUUAAAAUGGAGGUACAAGAUGAAGACAAAAGCUCCGGCAGAAAAAAGUGUCAAUAA
This is a messenger RNA of Neodiprion virginianus, 1362 nucleotides long. Its product is annotated as succinate--CoA ligase [ADP-forming] subunit beta, mitochondrial-like. The record is from RefSeq and is a predicted model, not a curated record. The transcript has 7 exons. Gene Ontology annotation, cellular component: mitochondrion; succinate-CoA ligase complex. Bases 1 to 1362 code for a protein of 453 amino acids. Lineage: Eukaryota; Metazoa; Arthropoda; Insecta; Hymenoptera; Diprionidae. Gene Ontology annotation, biological process: succinyl-CoA metabolic process; tricarboxylic acid cycle. Gene Ontology annotation, molecular function: metal ion binding; ATP binding; succinate-CoA ligase (ADP-forming) activity.